CAAAACAAACGAGAAUAAUGGUUGCUAUAAAACGCAAUCAACCUCAACCCCCACCUAAAAUACAACCACAGCGACAACAUCAACGAAAAAGAAAGCGAGCAUUAGAGAAAUGUAAAGAUUUUACAACUAUCUUGAAAUGGGCUGAAGAUUUUGGAGCUGGUCCAAAUGGACGAGGCCAAAAUAAAACGUCACUUCCAGUGGUGGGCGUCAUGAGUGAUAACGAAUCCCAGCCAACUCGAAGUAAGUUGGCUGGUAAUUUUGCGUGAGAUUUUUCACUAGACUGCAUGGAAAAUGGCCAAAAUAGACUUCUUAGAGAAACGAAUUGCAAGGGAGCCAUAUCACUGUUGACUGUUUAGUUGACAUACAGAAGAAAGAAGACAACAAAGUAAAAAGAUAGGCUAAAGAACUACGAAAUUAAUGAGAGUGCAUUUUAUUUGUUUUUGAAUGAGCAGACGACACAAGGUCGUCUGCUGUCAGUCAAAUUCAACGAAAGGUUUCGAUAUUUCUCCAAGAGCAUUCAAUACGGUUAUGAAUUUCCAAAAGACUAGUGAAACGGACGUAAAAAUCUUCUGCAUAUUUUGAAAAGUCUUUGAAACGUCUAGAGAAACUUUUCCUAUAUGUAAAUCAAAACAAAAAGCAUUGUUUCGAAUUUUUGUUAAUUUGGACAUAAUUUAGAAUUUUAUCAAUUUUUCGCAACAUAAAAAGAUUCUUCCGUAAAAAAAGACUAAAAACAAAUAGCAAAACAAAAAACAAAAACAAAAAGAACGAAAACAAAAUCAAAAUAAAACUAAAAAAAAAACAGGAAACAACUCAAAAACAAAAGUAUUAAUCAUGUCCAGAGCUGAAUCUGAAAAUACCUCUUUGGCACCGGACAUGUCUUCAGUGGGUUCUAAAAAUACAUAUAAAGGUAAGGCAUUUCAUACCUAUUCUGAAACUGAGUCUGUUUCGAGAUGUUCAUUUAAAGAUGUAACGAAUUCUGAGAGAGGUAACACUUCCAAGGUAGAUUCGAUGAAAAGUGUGUUUUCCCUCUCUGAUGAGUUAAGAGCCAACAGGCAGGAGUUAAUUUUCCACGAUUUUAACCGGCAACUUCGUAAAGUAAAAGAUUCUUUAGAAAGACUGGCUACUAGAUUGUCAGAGAAGGAGAAUUUUAGCAGCCCUUCGUCUGCUUCUGAAUCCUCUGAUAGUGACUCGGAUAUCGAAUGUUCAAACAACAAAACACAGAAAAACGGUCCAAAUUCGAAGAGAAAGUCUGUAGAUUGUUCGAAUAUUCUUAAUUUGUCUUCGAGUGACAGUGAAGAAGAUAGAAAUGUCAAAUAUCGCAAACAAAAACGCACUAGGAAAUCAAUUACAGUGACAACUCCUUCAGGAAGCGAAUGCUCCAUCUUGCAUUCGGAUCAUUCAAUACUCACUAGUUCUGGCAAAAAGACUAAAGCCAAAACUAAAAAGAGGAAAACUACUGUUGUAAAAGCGAGCUCCAGCACUGACUUCUCAGUAUCGGACCUUAAUUUCAUCACACGAUCAGAAGAUGUAAUUCAGGACAAGAAAAAAAAGUAUCGAUCAUCUCGUAAUAAGAACAACCAAUAUAUGAGCUCAGAAUCAGAACAUAUUUCCGAAGCAAAAAUUCGCAGCAGACAGAAGAAGAGUUCGGCAAAGAAAUCGUCAUCAGGAACCGGCAGCGAUGUUUCUAUAAAAUCAGUUUCAAUACCCAUGAAAGAUCUAACGAAGAGACUUCUUGACAAAUUUAUUGACCUUCGCAACAAGAAUUGCCCUCCUCGGAAUUCGAAAGAUGCAUCAGAUAGUUCUUUUUCUUCAGAUUCUCUCCAUGAAACUAUUUUCAUCAGGAAAUCCUGCGAAUACAAGUAAAACUCACACAUCUCGCAACGAAACAAGGAAAGUUUUACGAAAAAUGAUACACGAAAUAUUAUUCAAUAAAAGUGAGUUUAGUUGACAUUUGCAUUAAAUUUUCGAAGGGAAAAAAAAAUAAUAAGCAGAUAGGUAAAACAUUUACCAAGCAACGGUUGACGUCAUAGCUGUCCUAAUAUCCAUUUAGAAGCAAACAGCUGAGCCAAUGUCUAAUGGUUGUCGCCAUCUUAUUUUUAGCAUCAGCUGAAGGUAAUAAACUUAAUACUUGAUUAAAGAAUAAAAUGAAAUAAAGGUUGGAAAUAUUAAAUGA
This is a messenger RNA of Octopus bimaculoides (California two-spot octopus), 2173 nucleotides long. RefSeq lists its product as uncharacterized. The record is from RefSeq and is a predicted model, not a curated record. NCBI's taxonomy places the organism in Eukaryota, Metazoa, Mollusca, Cephalopoda, Octopoda, Octopodidae.